AAAACAAUCUUACCAUAUCUCCCCGUCGCCCACGGCCCUUCCCACAUUCUCGCGGCCUCCCUCGCCCUCUCUCUCUCUCUAGCAGCAAUGGCAGCUUCUCUCUCCGUCUCCAGACUCCUCACCUCCGCCGCCACAACCGCCGCCGCCGCCGCCUUCCCCCUCCUCCCCCCAAAAUCCCUCUCCUUCACCGCCUCCCUCGGCAUCCGCCGCCGCUCCUCCUCCCUCGCCGUCCCCCGCCGCCGCGGCCCCGGCAAGCCCCUCCGCCUCUCCACCGCCGCCGCCGCCCCCACCCGCGCGGCCAUCUCCGUGGGCGACAAGCUCCCGGACGCCACCCUCUCCUACUUCGACCCCUCCGGCGAGCUCCAGACCACCACCGUCUCCGCCCUCACCGCCGGGAAGAAGUCGAUCCUCUUCGCCGUCCCGGGGGCCUUCACCCCGACCUGCUCGCAGAAGCACCUGCCGGGGUUCGUGGAGAAGGCCGGGGAGCUGAAGGCCAAGGGCGUGGGCAACAUCGCCUGCAUCUCCGUGAACGACGCCUUCGUGAUGCGGGCGUGGAAGGAGAACCUGGGCAUCGGCGACGACGUCAUGCUGCUGUCGGACGGGAACGGGGACUUCACGAGGGCGAUCGGGUGCGAGCUCGACCUGAGCGACCAGCCGGUGGGGCUCGGGGUGCGGUCGCGGCGGUACGCGCUGCUCGCGGAGGACGGCGUCGUGAAGGUGCUCAACCUGGAGGAAGGCGGGGCCUUCACCUUCAGUGGUGCCGAGGAUAUGCUCAAAGUCCUGUAGAUGCUUUCAAGUUUCCAUUUUUUUCUUUUCUUUUUGGGGCUUUGAAUUUGGCUGUCGUUGGCUGGUGUUGAGAGGUGCGGUUCUUGUUGGGUUUUGAGCUUGAUAAGAGUUUUCGUUCCUGACUUGUGCCUAAUAAAUUGAGAUGGAGUUGGAACUGCGGUUUGAUGCAGACACAAUGAACAGGGAUUUUGCUUCUGG
Syzygium oleosum is the source of this 984-nucleotide messenger RNA. RefSeq names its product peroxiredoxin-2E-1, chloroplastic. The transcript has a single exon. Lineage: Eukaryota; Viridiplantae; Streptophyta; Magnoliopsida; Myrtales; Myrtaceae. The record is from RefSeq and is a predicted model, not a curated record. Gene Ontology annotation, biological process: cellular response to oxidative stress; cell redox homeostasis; hydrogen peroxide catabolic process. The coding region runs from base 88 to 786 and encodes 232 amino acids. Gene Ontology annotation, molecular function: thioredoxin peroxidase activity. Gene Ontology annotation, cellular component: cytoplasm.